This is a messenger RNA of Solanum lycopersicum (tomato), 1130 nucleotides long. The record is from RefSeq and is a predicted model, not a curated record. Lineage: Eukaryota; Viridiplantae; Streptophyta; Magnoliopsida; Solanales; Solanaceae.
CCCCAUAUCAAAUACUAAUCCAUCUUUUGGGAUUAAAUCUCAUAUUCUUGCCUAUUUUAACAAAAGAAAUCCUAACCUUAAUUAUAAUCUUUAUUCUUUCUCUUCCUCUAUCCAUGUAGAGCCGCAACUCCUCUCUCCUUCUUCAAUAUCAUAGCAGCGGUCGGCCCUCCCCUCUCUCUGUGCUCCGGUGAAAACUCUACCACCAAGAGGCACGACACCGCUCUCUCUUCCCCCUGUGCUCCGGUGAAAAUGCUACCACCAAGAGGCACGACACCGCUCUCUCUUCCCCCUUCUCUCCCCCCGUAUCUCUCGUCUCGAUUCAACAACAACCAGGCUAGGCCAUUUGCGAGCAGAAGCUCCAACCGACGACGCCCAUGUUAUCUCCCUCCGCCUCUCAUACCUUUCUCCACCUUCCUCUUCUUUUUUCCCCUCUCUUUGUGGGACCAACAACAGCGCCAGGUGAGACCACUAGCGAAGGAAGCAGUCGCCGACAAAAGCAACCACCAGGAAGUAGCCCCAACAAGCAGAGUGCUCCGGCGAUAAUGCUGAGUGCUAGCAGCCAAUGUUGCUCCCUCCGUUCUCCAUUUUUCGAGAAACAACAAAACGUGCAGCUUCGACUCCAGCGAGAAGCAAAACAGAUUCUGCUCCGGCGAGAGCUCUGGUCAACGAGCAGCUACGCAAAAAUCUUCUCCAUCUCCGGUGCCCCUUUUUUCUUUUCCAGCAAGGACGAACUUCAAAUUCCAGCAAAUACUUCGAAGCUUCUGAGCUUGGUAAGAAGGAUCUUGACAGAUCCGUCCAGGUAAGUUUUAAUUAAUUUUCUGGCUAUUCUAACUCCUUUUUCUUAAUGAGUUUGAGAAUUCGAACAUCCUAUAGUAUGUCAUGAUAUAUUAAUUUGUCUUGUAAAAUGUGAUGUUUAGAAAACAUAUCUAGGUUUAAAUUCUCUAAUCAAACUUAAUAGUGAUCUGGUGAAUUUUUCCCUUUGCCUUUGUGCUAAUAUUUGCUGUCGAUUGUUUAACGCGGUCAUUGAGUUUUUUUUUUGCUCCGCCAUAAUCAUGGAUUUGUUAAUUUCUAAUAUUUGUUUCCCUCAAUUGAUCCUAAAUAGUUUAUUGAAAUUAAAAAAUGUUUAUUGC